AAAGAGCCGGCCAGCCGAGCUCACCGAGACCGGUGGAACUGCCGGACGUUUGGCUGCUCCGGAGGACUCCGCCGGUGUUUUGGGGGGACAGAGUUGGUUCUGGAAGACAACCGACCGCGGGGUGCUUUUGCUUUCGAGCCGGCUGCCAUGGAGGGACGGUGACGUUGAGGGGAGCGGCUCACCGGGCUCGUCUAGCGGCUCCACUGUCGGGCAGCACCGGCUCGGAGCAGACAGAGGGCCCCACACACAUGAUGCACCAGCACGGCUCUUUAAUGCCCCCUUUGCUCGGUGAUGUGAUCUGUAAGUGCCGCUCAGCAGAGAGCCAUCCAGGGGUCGACCCAGGCGGCGGCGGAGGUGGCCACGCCGAGGACUCUUCCUCAGUUCCAGGAGCGGUCCGCCGACAGCCGGCACAUCCAUGUGACAUAUGCGGAGGGACGGAGCAGGAGCACCGGCUGAAGGUGCUGUUCCAGGUCCUGGAUGUAAACGGGGAUGGAGGCAUCUGUAUCAACGACCUGACGAUCGGGCUGAAGAAAUUAGGAGUGCAUCGCACUGAACAUGAGCUCAUGAAAAUAGUGAAAGCAGGGGACAAAGACCUGGACGGACAGUUGGACUUUGAGGAGUUUGUUCAUUACCUAAGAGACCACGAGAAAAAACUGCGGCUGGUCUUCAAGAGCCUGGACAAGAAGAAUGACGGCCGAAUCGACUCACAAGAAAUCAUGCAGUCUCUGUGUGACCUGGGAGUGAACAUCUCUGAGGAACAGGCCAAGAAGAUUCUCAGAAGUAUGGAUAAAAACGGCACCAUGACAAUUGAUUGGAAUGAAUGGCGGGAUUACCACCUGCUGCAUCCAGCCGACAACAUUCCAGAGAUCAUCCUCCACUGGAAACACGCCACAAUCUUUGAUGUUGGGGAAAGUUUGGUGGUGCCUGAUGAAUUCACAGCAGAGGAAAAGAAAACAGGCAUGUGGUGGCGACACCUAGUGGCUGGAGGAGGAGCCGGCGCUGCGUCUCGAACCUGCACUGCACCACUGGACAGGCUGAAAGUGCUAAUGCAGGUUCACGCCUCCAAGAGCAACAGCAUGCACAUUGCUGGUGGCUUUGCCCAGAUGAUCCGAGAGGGUGGUGUGAGGUCACUGUGGCGAGGCAAUGGCAUUAAUGUCAUCAAAAUUGCCCCCGAGUCUGCUAUUAAGUUCAUGGCCUACGAGCAGAUUAAACGACUGAUUGGAAGCAACCAGGAGACGCUGGGCAUCGCAGAGAGACUGGUUGCUGGCUCUUCAGCAGGAGCAAUCGCUCAGAGCAGCAUCUAUCCCAUGGAGGUUCUGAAGACACGGUUAGCCCUGAGGAAGACAGGUCAGUACUCCGGCAUCUUAGAUUGUGCCAAACAGAUCCUCCAGAAGGAAGGAGUGGCUGCUUUCUACAAGGGCUACGUUCCCAACAUGCUGGGCAUCAUCCCCUACGCUGGCAUCGACCUGGCUGUCUAUGAGACUCUGAAGAAUUCCUGGUUGCAGCGCUUCGCCACAGACAGUGCUAAUCCAGGAGUGUUUGUGCUCCUGGCUUGUGGCACCACUUCCAGCACGUGUGGUCAGCUGGCCAGCUACCCACUCGCCCUCGUCAGGACUCGAAUGCAGGCACAAGCUACCCUAGAAGGAGGCCCUCAGAUGAGCAUGAUGGGCCUGUUCAGACAUAUCAUAAGGACCGAGGGGCCUAUGGGGCUCUAUCGAGGGCUGGCACCCAACUUCAUGAAGGUUAUUCCGUCUGUCAGCAUCAGCUAUGUAGUCUACGAGUACCUCAAGAUCGCGUUGGGGGUCCAGUCAAAGUGAGGAGCGGAAAAAAGUGGAAGAGAUCAAAAGGCCAAAGGUUUUUUUUGCUUCUUCUUUGAUGAUCGACUUUGUGGAUCUGUAAGACGCAGGCAGCUGAAAUUCUGCACAUUUCAAUCAAAUGAUCAGACUGCAGGGAAUGAAGGAUCGAGCUGAGAUGAAAAAAAAACCUGCAAGGAGGAAAGGUUGAUUGAAGUGUCUAUUGGUUGGGGUUGUUGUUUUGUUUUUUGUUUUUUUUUUAAAAUCAUUUGCUUUAGUUAUCCAUCAGUCUUGGUCUCAGAAGACAAAAGUUUAUGGUGAAUGACUGGUACACUAGUAGUGUGUGCAUGCUGGUGACAAUGUUAUGUCUGCAGCAGUCCUGCUUGUCUGUGUGAAAGAAAAAAUGUUUGUCUUGAAGGGCUUUGCUAAGGCAUUUUACUUCCCCUCUGGAAGACUUGCUACUAACCACCACUAACACUGACUCUGCACAAAACCCAUGAGGAUAUGACCACAGGUUUUGUGCACGUAAUAUGCAUCUUUAUGUAGAUGUAGAUGUGACCCACAGCUUUGCUCUGUGUAACGAGGCCCCCAUGGCCAGAAGCAGCCAAAAUUAAAUCAUGAAAUUAGUAGAAAUAUAUUCAGCCUGCAGAUAAAGAACCACCUUAGUGCCAUCAUUUAUCCUUACUUCUGUUACCUUGCAUGAAGGUUCUGGCAGGAUUAUAGAAGUUUUGGCUUCCAGGGCAUAGUCCUCCUCGAGACGAGCAGACGAUAUGCCAUGCACAAAUAACUAUCGAAUUAUCAAGCAGAAUUUUGUCUGAGGCAUUCUUCUGCACAUCGAGAAAAUGGAACUAAAUUGUUUGCAGAUAUUUACUUUUUUUUUUCUUUCUUUUUGCCUCAUUGUCUCCAGAGAAUCAACCUUUACUAUUACCAAAGUAAGGCCUAAAUGUAACAUUUCCAAAAGCAUUUGGUCAUGAAAAAGCCCAAAUCACUCAAAAGCACAUCAAAGCUUCCAAUUCGACUCACCUCCGUCAUGUAGUACAACUACAUUGCUACGUCUGAGGACCUGAAAGUAGCACAGCUGUCAUGUCGUUUUUAGUUCCAUUCAAUAUGUUAGUCCUUUGGGGUGUCAGAGGCAUUGCAGCUAAACAGGAAGUUUUCAAAAGCAAGAGAAAGGGUAUUCAGUUAAGUUUAGUUGUACUUCUUUAGAAAAAAAUUAAAAAUCUAUCAUUUGAAAUGCAAAGCUGAAGGUUUAAUGCUGUCUGAGCUGUCAUGCAGUCAGAGGUAGUACACUGUGAUGGUCCUUGAUGCACAUUUGUAGAGUUUGUUGAUUGACUUUUGGCUUCGGCAGAAUUGCUAAAUAAUUUCCUCACUCUUAACAUUUUAAGCAAGAUGAUGUAACUUCUACUGUACGACUGCCACAAGAUUCACGAGUCAGUUGCUGUGACCAUUUAUGUCCAUGAACACAUCUGGUGGCGUGGCGUUACAUCACACUCGUUGUGCUGACUUGCAGCACAACUGCUCUCAGUACCCUGAAUGUGGAUUUAUUUCAUUAGACAUGUAUACGUACAUGGUGGAUUUGGCUGCAAUCAGUCACAAUUUAGGUGAGGACAAAAAUACAACCAAGAAAAGGUGCUUUUGCUGCAUAUGUGUAAAGACAAAGUUAGUGACAAAUGAAAUGGAAUAUUAAAAUAAUCUUAACCAAUUAAAAUGCAUACAGGCCUUUACAUACCUUCACAAGUAAAUUUCCCACAAAGAGACCCAGUGUAGAGAGCAGAGCAAGUAGGAGCGGGUGAUUGGUCACAACAGAGCUGGAACAUGAUGCAGACGCUUACUGUGAUGACGUCAGUUAGUCAGCUCCUUAGAACAAUGAGAUGCAACCAAAGGCUGAAAACAGCAUGCCUCCUAAUACCAGUAUUUAGCUGUAACAUCAGUGAAAUGUUUAUCCGUGAGCUGCUAAAACGUUAAGCAACAGCAGCACAUUAAUCACUGCAGAUCCAACCAGGCUGUUGAUUUCUUCUGAAAAUAAUAGAAUAAUUGUGUCUGUCUGGCGUUUAUCUGUAACGUGAGUGACGGCAACAGAAAGAAGGACAAUAACCACAAAAGAAAGGCUGAUAUGAGGUACUCUGUCACCUUUUACACCAGAAGAGGUUGUAAUAGUGACAGUUUUAUAGGCAGCAGCAGUUAGUGAUAGAAGAGACAGAUGCUUUUGAGAACUUUGUACUGCCUACUACUAACUAGGGCUGCAU
Molecule: messenger RNA, 4039 nt
Organism: Stegastes partitus (bicolor damselfish)
Lineage: Eukaryota; Metazoa; Chordata; Actinopteri; Pomacentridae
Gene: slc25a25b
Product: solute carrier family 25 member 25b
Exons: 10
Coding region: 249-1817 (522 amino acids)
Biological process (GO): transmembrane transport
Cellular component (GO): mitochondrial inner membrane
Molecular function (GO): calcium ion binding
Source: RefSeq, a predicted model, not a curated record